Molecule: messenger RNA, 1068 nt
Organism: Tremella mesenterica DSM 1558
Lineage: Eukaryota; Fungi; Basidiomycota; Tremellomycetes; Tremellales; Tremellaceae
Exons: 6
Coding region: 1-1068 (355 amino acids)
Biological process (GO): nucleotide transport; folate import into mitochondrion
Cellular component (GO): mitochondrion
Molecular function (GO): FAD transmembrane transporter activity; folic acid transmembrane transporter activity
Source: RefSeq, a predicted model, not a curated record
AUGUCAGCCUCUGUGCUCAACGCUCCCACCCUUUUUGGAGAUGCCUCCGUUGAUCAUGCCGUCGCUGGACUCGGGGCCGGGACAGUCGCUACACUCGUCAUGCAUCCACUAGAUCUCGUCAAGGUCCGGUUCCAACUGGCAGACGCUCCUCGUUAUGCUCCUCCUGAUCCCGUUGGAACUUCCGUAGGAACCAGCUCGCACCCGAUGACACACAAACGACCGGGAUUCGGCCGGGCGGUAUACGGUGCACUGGCAGAAGCUGUUCAGGUAGACGGGUGGAAGGGUCUGUACAGAGGGCUGAUCCCGAAUCUGGUGGGAGGAGCUGGCAGUUGGGGUCUCUACUUCUUGUUUUCAUCACUCAUCACCAGCUACAACAUGAUCAAGAAACAAAUGCAACAUGGUGAUCCGACCUAUCGCACGACCAGUGGUCAGCAUUUACUAGCAGCAGCUGAAGCAAGCGCUGUCACUGCCAUGCUCACAAAUCCUAUAUGGGUGGUUAAAACCCGCGUAUUCGCUACUGCACGUCAUGAUCCCACCGCCUACCGGGGUCUUUUCCAAGCUCUUGGGUCUAUUUACCGGAAUGAAGGUAUCAGAGGACUCUACAGAGGGUCUUUGUUGGCGUUGGUCGGAGUAUCGAAUGGUUCAAUACAGUUUGCAACAUAUGAGGAGAUUAAGAGAAGACGGACGGACAUAAAGAGAAAGUUAUAUGCGUCACAUGGGAGGGAAUGGAAGACGGAAGAUGAGAAAUUAAAAAACAUAGAGUAUAUUCUGGCAUCAGGAAGUUCCAAGUUUGUUGCUAUUGCGAUCACAUACCCCUAUCAGGUUAUCAGAGCUCGGAUACAAAACGCUUCUGGACCUUCCACACUCUCAUCCUCCAAACCCGUCACAAUUCCCAGCGUCAUAGCUGCUGCCUGGCGAAAUGAAGGUUUCCUCGGGUUUUACAAAGGUCUAGGUACAAACGCCCUUCGAAUCCUCCCAGGGACAUGUACGACAUUCGUUGUCUAUGAGAAUUUGGUUUGGGCGUUUCGGGCGUUAGCGGUGAGACGAGACAAUAGUCGACCUCUGUGA